GUGUCAGAUCCAUCAGUCCUGCCUGCGACCUCCGACCACGGACUCAUCCUGAAGCAAGUCGAGUUUUACUUUUCCGACCAGAACCUCCCCCGCGACAAGUUCCUCUGGAAGACGACGAGCGCGAACGACGGCUGGGUGCCGAUCUCCACGAUUGCGAACUUUGCGCGCAUGCGCCGUUUCCAGCCGUUUGAAGAGGUCGUGGCUGCGCUGCGCGAGAGUAAGGAGUUGCUCGAGGUUGACGAGGAAGGCACGAAAGUGCGACGGAAGGUGCCGAUCAGCGCGCCCGCGCCGGAGGAGAAGAAGCAGAUUGAUUUGAAGUCGUUGUACGUCGAGGGCUUUGGCGAGGAGACGCCGACGAGUCAGUUUGAUAUCGAGUCCUUGUUUGAGAAGGCGAGCGGGCCUGUUGUGAAGCAGGUCCGGCUGCUGCGAGAUUUCUCAAAGAAGUUUGUCGGGAGCGUGUUUGUCGAGUUUGCGUCGGCGGAGGACGCAAAGUCGUUUGCAGAGUCGAAUCCCGAGCUCGAGUUCAACGAGAAGAAGCUCAAGGUUAUGCCGAAGGAGGAGUUCUUG
Molecule: messenger RNA, 567 nt
Organism: Myxozyma melibiosi
Lineage: Eukaryota; Fungi; Ascomycota; Lipomycetes; Lipomycetales; Lipomycetaceae
Exons: 1
Biological process (GO): RNA processing
Cellular component (GO): ribonucleoprotein complex; nucleus
Molecular function (GO): RNA binding
Source: RefSeq, a predicted model, not a curated record